Exophiala oligosperma is the source of this 3508-nucleotide messenger RNA. RefSeq lists its product as uncharacterized. The record is from RefSeq and is a predicted model, not a curated record. Lineage: Eukaryota; Fungi; Ascomycota; Eurotiomycetes; Chaetothyriales; Herpotrichiellaceae. The transcript is spliced from 3 exons. Gene Ontology annotation, molecular function: DNA-binding transcription factor activity, RNA polymerase II-specific; zinc ion binding; DNA binding. Gene Ontology annotation, biological process: regulation of DNA-templated transcription; DNA-templated transcription. Bases 345 to 3353 code for a protein of 1002 amino acids.
CGAUUUGAGUGCUCAAUUUGAACGUUAUCAUCAACACCAAGAUCUACACAGUAGACACCUUCCAGCGACCUCUCCUCUCGCAAAGCUAGUCCUCGAGCGCCCACCUUUAUCUAGGUACCUCUAACUAAGCGUUACCAUAAUCUUGCGAAACCGAUAGACCCGAUUCAACUGCAUGGUCACACUCUCUAGCAUGGCCGCACUUGAAGCACACUCGAGAUAACACUUUGUUCCCAUUGCCACUGCACGCAACGCAGAAGCAAUGAUAUUCCGCGCCGGCCUCUGCUUAUCAGUUGGCAGGCAACACAGUAGCAACAGCAGGACGACAUCAUUAUUCCGACCCAAGAAUGGAGACAGCAAUCGAGGCCGAGCCGGUACCUCCCCAGACUUCUCCUAGUCCAGAUGGUCAGACAGAGAAUGCAGACACGUCCAUACCGAGCGUGUCAAAAGGAAAGAAUAAAAACAAGGAGCAAGAGAACAAUGCUUCCACGAAAAGGCGAUGUGUAAGCACGGCCUGUAUCGCAUGUCGCAAGCGCAAAUCGAAGUGCGACGGAAUGCUACCGAAAUGCGCCGCAUGCGCAUCAGUUUAUUUGACGGAAUGCGAAUAUGCACCGCAUACAGACCAUCGUCGCAAAGGCGUAUACAAGAAAGACGUUGACGCUUCCAAGGCAAAAUUUGCUACCCUCCAAACAUUGUUCCAGGCUCUUCUAAAUGCCGAGGAGGAAGAUGUCAUGGAUCUAGUUACCCAGAUCCGCACUUGUGACAGUCUUGAAGAAUUGGCCGCCAGCAUAGAAACGCGGGAGAAGGGUCUGGCUGAGGGACCCGCCGAGUCAGGCCACAACGACGAUGAUAAGGAUGUGCCACAGUUCGAGGCCGAGCUAUCAGGUAAGAUGGGAGACUUGAUGUUGGAUGGGUCGGUCAAAUUCAUCGGUGGUACCUCCAACUUGAUCUGGCUCCCCCAGGACUACGAACAUAAAGGUUCCGCUCCGUCACCUUCUCAAGAUCUCGCGCUCCGACCAAAAGAGGAAGCGAUACUGUCAUGGACAAAGGUAACUCAGAACAAGGAUGAUAUCCUGCACUUUAUGAACAUGUACUUUUGCUGGCAUUAUGCAUUUUUUACGACACUGGCCAAGGAACUAUUCUACAGGGAUUUCUUGACUGGAACGUCGUCUCAAUAUUGUUCUCCUCUCCUGGUCAACAUUAUGCUUGCUCUUGGAUGCCAUUUUUCUUGUCGACCAGCUGCUCGCAAGGAUCCUGACGAUUCGGGGACGACCGGUGAUCAUUUCUUCGCGGAAGCCAAGAGAUUACUAUACGAGGAUGAUGAAUUUGCCAACGCCAAACUGUGCACGGUCCAAGCUCUCGCCUUGAUGUCCGUCAGAGAAGCUGGAUGUGGCCACGAAAGCAAGGGCUGGGUAUAUAGUGGCAUGAGUUUUCGAAUGGCAUGUGACUUGGGCCUGAACGUUGACGCACAACCGAUCAACGAAUUGUCUCGACUAACAGACGAGGGCAUUGAUGCAAGAAGGAUCACAUUUUGGGGAUGCUUCCUCUUUGACAAAUGUUGGUCAAAUUACCUUGGCCGGCAACCGCAGCUACUUUUGAACAACAUCACGGUCAAAAAGCCGGAUGUCUUUCCUUCAGAAGAUAGCGAGGUGUGGUCACCUUAUACCGACUCUGGCAUCAUUCAAGCGCAUGCUCAACCAGCGCGGACAAGGGCUGUUGCUCUACAGCUAUCCAAACUCGCCGAAAUCUCCAGUGAUCUAUUGACGUCUUUCUACAAUCCUGAACAAUUACAGAAGCCUCAUUCAAAACAAAUCGAACUGAAAAGACUCACCGAUCUCCAUACCCGAUUAGAAGCCUGGAAGCAAAACUUGCCAUCAGAAAUGGAACCUCGUGAAGGUCAACUGCCCCAGGUCCUUCUAAUGCACAUGUUCUUUCAGCUAUUAUACAUACACCUCUAUCGCCCAUUCCUCAAAUAUACACGGCCAACAUCUCCCCUACCUGCUCACGUAUCUCCUCGGAAAUACUGUACCCAAGCUGCUGGUUCCAUCUCGAAGCUGUUUCGCUUAUACAAGCGUACACACGGUCUCCGCCAGAUCUGCAACAUAGCAAUCUAUAUUGUGCAUUCGGCCUGUACAAUUCACUUGCUAAAUUUGCCCGAUAAGAAUGCCCGGCGCGAUAUCAUACAUGGCACAAAACACCUCGAAGAGAUGGGUGAAUGUUGGACCGCUGCCCGCCGAACUUUGCGUGUGCUCCGCUUGUGUGCAGACCGGUGGACCAUCGACAUGCCGGAGGAGAUUGAUAUCGUCUUUCGCCGAGUCAAAGUAAAAUGGGGUCUGGCCGAAGGAUCAUCUCCAAUCUCGCCGCAGACCAUGGGCCACUUAACGAAACAGAUGACGAGUCAACCUGUGUCAGAUAUCAUGGCACAAAAUAUUGCUCAGGAGCAGCAAAAUUCUAUGGACAUCAACCCGCAGAUGCAAGGAGGCCUCUCGGCACCUACAGCCCCAACCCCGGCGGAGCAGAUUGAUACAAGAAGAUCGACAGGGAAUUUGUCCAUGCCUCCUGCAAACGCGGCGGAACUAGGGCGCGAUCCACAACGUAUCAGAGCAUCGACGCAUCUCACCAAAGCACAACAAGAAGCGUGGAAUACGCACCAAGCCAGACUUGCCAACACGGCGGCCCUGGCGGGGGUGGGCACAAGUAGCAACCACGGCUCCUCAGGACAGAAUGCUGCCAAGUUGUUUGGUGGGGUUGACAGUCUGAUUGAAGAUGCGCAAGAUUGGUUCUUCCGAGAUCAGAACCAACUUGCAAUGGGAUUUGAGAACUGGGGAGAACCGAAUGGAGGCGAUUGGGGCACGUUGGAUCUGAGCUUCUUCGAUGCCGAUGGCGCAGGUGCGGCCGGGGCUGGUGCAGGAGCCAUCACAGGCACCGCCAGUCGGAUAGGUACCGGGACAAGUGGAAGCAGUCCGGCAUACGAGUAUACAGGUCAGUAUUAUGAUCCUGGGAAUGGGGUCGGAAUAGGUGGAGGUGGAGGUGGAGGGAUGGUCGGCGAUGCACUUGGCUUCCCUUCGGACUAUGACUAUACGACUACCAGCACUGGUGGAUACCCUAACCCUGGUGCAGGGUUUGGUGGAACGGAUAUGAAUGCCAUGAAUGGGAGUAGUGGCGUAACGAAGAUGAGCAUGUCCGGAAUGGGGCCAAACAUGAGUGGUGAUGGUGGCGGUGUCGGUGGCCCCGGUAUACGUCUAUCGGCCCCAACAGGCGGUGCGAAUGGGAUGGGGAAUAUGAAGCGAAGUCGAGGGUCAGGCCAGGGACAGGGUCUGAACAUGACAGAUUUCAAUGACGAGAUGUACUAUUAAUGAUGACUUAUGGAUAUGAUAUGAUUUUGGGGGGAACAAGUCAAGAUCGUUUCUCCUUUACGAGUACUCGGGAAGUGGCCUGGAGUAUGAAGUACUCGUGAUGAGUAUUCUAUCUCCGAGGGAAUAGAUGGACGACUUUGGGGCUUGUCAACAAC